CCCGGUCCCGGUCCCGGUCCCGGUCCCGGUCCCGGUCCCGGUCCCGGUCCCGGUCCCUGUGCCCGCAGCCGCCAUGAGCCAGUUCAACUUCGGGUCGGGCGCGGCGGGAGGCAGCUUCACGUUCGGCACGCCGAAGACGGCCGCCACCACGGCCACGACCGGCUUCUCGUUCUCCACGCCCGGCGCCCAGGGCGGCUUCAGCUUCGGCGGCGCGGCCCAGCCGCCCGCCAGCAGCCAGCCCGCCGGGCCCUUCUCCUUGAGCACGCCGGGCCCCGCCGCGCAGCCCGCUGCCGGCUUCAGCUUCGGGACGCCGGCCCCGGCUUCGGCGGCUCCGGCCGCGAACGCGUUCCAGCUGGGGGCAAACACACCCAAACUGACGUUUGGAGGCAGCACGGCAACUCCAGCGACUGGCGUCACAGGGGGCUUUGGGUUUGGUAGCUCUGCACCAAGCAGUGUGCCCUCAAGUCAAGCAGCAGCCCCUUCUGGCUUUGUGUUUGGAUCUGCUGGCAGCACCAGCAGCACCACCGCUCAGUCGGGCACAACUGGAGGGUUUACGUUUUCCAGCGGUACCACAACUCAGGCCGGAACAACCGGCUUCAACAUCGGCACUGCAGCUCCGCAAGCAGCACCCUCAGGGCUGACCUUUGGAACAGCAGCUGCAGCUGCUGCCACCACCGCGGCCACCUCAGGAGCUGUGACCCAGUCAACAACCCCCUUCAGCCUUGGGGGGCAGUCGGCAGGUCUAAACUUUGGGUCAUUGACUUCAACAGCAGCCACUAGUGCACCCACAGCAACACUGACCGCGAGUACCAGCCAGGGACCCACUCUGUCCUUUGGAACCAAGCUUGGAGUAACAACCACGGCUGCUACAACUGCCGCUACCACCACAACCUCCAUCGUUGGUUCGACGGGGCCUACGUUGUUUGCAUCUGUAGCGAGUUCUUCAGCACCAACGUCAUCUACCACCACAGGCCUCUCACUUGGUGCCCCUUCCACUGGGACAGCCAGUCUUGGAACACUUGGGUUUGGAUUAAAAGUUCCUGGAACAACAGCUGCUACCACAACCAGCACUGCCACGAGCACCACUUCUGCUUCUGGCUUUGCUUUGAAUCUGAAGCCGUUAAGUACAACCGGUGCCACUGCAGUGGGGACUUCUACAGCUGCCGUAACCGCAACACCAGCCAGCGCUCCUCCAGUGAUGACCUAUGCCCAGCUGGAGAGUCUGAUCAACAAGUGGAGUCUGGAACUGGAAGACCAAGAGAAACACUUUCUCCAUCAAGCCACGCAGGUCAACGCCUGGGACCGGAUGCUGAUAGAGAACGGCGAGAAGAUUACAUCAUUACACAGAGAAGUGGAGAAAGUGAAGCUUGAUCAGAAGAGACUGGAUCAGGAACUAGACUUCAUUCUGUCACAGCAGAAAGAGCUUGAGGACUUGUUGACCCCUCUGGAGGAGUCUGUGAAGGAACAGAGCGGGACGAUCUACUUGCAGCAUGCGGAUGAAGAACGGGAGAGGACCUAUAAACUGGCUGAAAACAUAGAUGCUCAGUUGAAACAUAUGGCACAAGAUCUGAAGGACAUAAUUGAGCACUUGAAUACAUCAGGAGGCCCAGCAGACACGAGUGACCCGCUUCAGCAGAUCUGUAAAAUCUUGAACGCGCACAUGGAUUCGUUGCAGUGGAUUGACCAGAACUCAGCCAUGUUGCAGAGAAAGGUAGAAGAGGUGACAAAGGUUUGUGAAAGCCGCCGCAAGGAGCAAGAGCGCAGUUUUCGAAUCACGUUUGAUUGAAUGAGUCCAAGUUUGAAGGAUUAAACUAAAACCUGCACAGAAAACAGAGGUUGUUGGGGACCUAUGUCUCAAAUCAUGUGUCUGUUCCUUUUUUUUCUUUUCUUUUUUAAUAAAGUCAGUUGUUUGUUCCCAA
Columba livia (rock pigeon) is the source of this 1919-nucleotide messenger RNA. RefSeq names its product nuclear pore glycoprotein p62. Gene Ontology annotation, molecular function: phospholipid binding; structural constituent of nuclear pore. Bases 74 to 1786 code for a protein of 570 amino acids. Gene Ontology annotation, cellular component: nuclear pore central transport channel; nuclear pore. The record is from RefSeq and is a predicted model, not a curated record. The transcript is spliced from 12 exons. NCBI's taxonomy places the organism in Eukaryota, Metazoa, Chordata, Aves, Columbiformes, Columbidae. Gene Ontology annotation, biological process: RNA export from nucleus; protein import into nucleus.